AUGUAUCCGUAUGAGCUUUCCUUUCACAAGCGAACGGAUGAAAUGGCCAAUUUGGAACGCGAAAUCGCCUUUGUAACUGUUGAAGGCCAUAAGCUUAUUUCUUCUCCGGCCUUCUCAAAAAUUCUUGCCCAGGUUUUGCUGAAUGCUGGCAAGCGAUCAUCGGACGCCGAAGUAUGGCGAGGAGAAAGAGCAUGGGCAUUAUAA
This is a messenger RNA of Angiostrongylus costaricensis, 204 nucleotides long. Lineage: Eukaryota; Metazoa; Nematoda; Chromadorea; Rhabditida; Metastrongylidae. The record is from the annotation of a GenBank genome assembly.